Molecule: messenger RNA, 538 nt
Organism: Notechis scutatus (mainland tiger snake)
Lineage: Eukaryota; Metazoa; Chordata; Lepidosauria; Squamata; Elapidae
Source: RefSeq, a predicted model, not a curated record
CUUCCCCAGCUGGUGCGCAUCGCCAAGGUCUUGGGCACCGAGGACCUCUAUGACUACAUUGACAAGUACAACGUGGAGCUGGACCCCCGCUUCAACGACAUCCUGGGCAGGCAUUCCCGCAAGCGAUGGGAGCGCUUCGUGCACAGUGAGAACCAGCACCUGGUCAGCACCGAGGCCCUGGACUUCCUGGACAAGCUCCUGCGCUACGACCACCAGGCGCGGCUGACGGCCCGGGAGGCCAUGGAGCACCCCUACUUCUAUCCGAUCGUGAAGGACCCGGCCAGGCUGGCCUCCUCCACUGUCCUUUCCUCAUCGAACACACCUGUCAGCUCGUCCAGCAUGUUGGCAGGUAGGCACCUGGGCUGUAGCUGGGUUGGGGGAGGGGAGGGGGGGCGUGCCAGCCGUACCACUGGGGGCUUUGGCUCCUGUGUGCUGUUCAUCCAGGGAAGAGCAUGGAUGAGCCUCCUUCCUUCACCCCUUCUUUCCUCCUUAAUCAGAAUGGAGCUAAUGGAAGGGGCCGUGGAGGUCUUCUAGUCCA